Molecule: messenger RNA, 2016 nt
Organism: Trichophyton benhamiae CBS 112371
Lineage: Eukaryota; Fungi; Ascomycota; Eurotiomycetes; Onygenales; Arthrodermataceae
Exons: 3
Coding region: 1-2016 (671 amino acids)
Source: RefSeq, a predicted model, not a curated record
AUGCGUUGUUCCCAACGGGACACCGGUUGCCAUGCGAACGAGGAGGCGUAUCAGGAGGCGAAGAAGGUAUCCGGCACGGUCCGUAUCAGCCGGGAGAGGCUGGUUAGCAUCUCUCUCAAGGUCUCUUCUCUCCUGUUCCAGCUCCUUGUCCUGUUGGGGGAUGGCCGUCGUGUAUCUGUCUCCCUGGCUCGCCUUGCUCUAGGGUCCGGUAGACGCAGCAACGCAGACGGACAGUGCCUUGCUCUCUGCCGGCUGCUGGAUGGUGGCGGAUGCAGAGCUGCCGUGCAGUGCGAGGAGUUGAGGUUGGUCGACGCUCUCGCUGACACACCACGACGAGCAGAAGAGACUCGGAGCAGCGUGCUGAGGAGGACCAGGAGGCUUCGGGAGGGCAGAAAAGAAACAGCCGGCGGCAGAGAGAUUCGACCAGGGCGGAUGUCGGACGCAGUCAAACGCCUGCACAUAACGCCUCUAGACGCCGCGAUCCUCGAGACAGUGCUGCAGCCCUCGAUACGCCCGCUUGCCACUGAUAUCUCGCUGCAUACGAUAGAGACGCACCCGGAGAACAACUACGGGUUCGUCAGUCUCCCCAAGGCCGAGGCAGAGAAGCUCACCAGGAAGCUCAACGGCGCAUUUCUCAAGGGCAGGAAGCUGAAGAUAGAAGCGGCCAGACCGGCUCCCAGCAGCCAAUUGCACGCUGAGCCAGAGGUCAGAGCACCAUCCACGGGGCCAGAGAAGGGUGUGGCUCUCAAGCGGAGGGCCAUUGACCACGUUAUCGAGGGCUACGAGCUGCCGGCGUCGCGGAAAGUAAUGCGAGGAUGGACUGAGCCUCGUUCCUCUUCGGGCAGAUCGAAAAAGAAGGACGAGGACUCGAAGAAGGCAAAGAAGAGCAAGCAGCCGUCAAAGUACUCGAGUGGCUCAGAGUGCUUGUUCCGCACUGUGCCGCCGGCGAGCAAGUCGGCAAAGACCAAGUCAGGCUCGAGCAAACAGAAGAAGAAGAAGAAGGGAGGAGCUGAGUCUGUGACGGUCCACGAGUUUAAACAGACAGUCAAGCAUCCAAGCUUUGUCAAGACAGGGGAGAAUGUGCCACCUUCGAAGCUUACUGGAGAGUACGUCGAAGGGAAAGGAUGGGUAGACCGGGAGGGCAAUGUCAAGGAGGAGCCGCCAAAGAAGAGUGAGAGACCGGCUCAUACGACGUCUGUAGUGUCUAAGCAGAUACCCAAGUCAGAUGCGAAGAAGGGUGGAGAGUCACCGGUUGCUAGUGAUGAAUGCGAGUCUUCAGCAGCCGAAUCCUCCAGCAGCGAGGACUACACCAGCUCAGAAGGGUCAGAUAGCUCGUCUGAAUCGGAGUCUGAUGAAAAGGAGGAGGAGGAGGAGGAGGAAGACGGUUCCGACACUUCAAGCACUGGAACAUCUAGCUCUGAAGAGUCUGAAACUGAGAAACCAGAGGCUGUCGAGCAGGAAACUCCAGCCCCAACCGUUGAAGAAAAUAAAGAUACCCCCAAAGUCCACCCGCUAGAAGCACUGUUCAAGCGCCCCAAGCCGUCUAACAUCUCAAUCCCAAACCCCCAGCUGACUAUCGACACCCAAUUCAGCUUUUUCGGCAACGCAGAAGACUCUGGCAGUGAGGACGAGGCUCGUGACAAGCUGUAUACUGAGCCGCAGACUCCCUUUACAGCACAAGACUUGCAGUCCAGGUCUAUGCGGAGUCUGGCUCCUACACCGGAUACUGCGCUCCCUACGAAGAUCACUUUCUGGGGAGAGGACUCUAACGUGAAUGAUUUACAUGAUGACGAUGACAGGCUGGAUACACCCUCUGCGGAGAGGGAGCUGCCUUCUUCACCCACCAAGCCCGGUGCUAAGCGUGGAAAGGAAGCCGCUGAGGACAGCGAGUUUGCUCAAUGGUUCUGGGAGAAUAGAGGAGAUAACAAUCGAGCAUGGAAACGGAGGAGAAGAGAGGCAGGCAAGGAGAGGCGCCAGAGGGAGAACAGGAGCCAUAGCUCCCGGGGCAGAAAAUAG